Messenger RNA from Formica exsecta, 2305 nucleotides. RefSeq names its product flavin-containing monooxygenase FMO GS-OX-like 4. The record is from RefSeq and is a predicted model, not a curated record. Lineage: Eukaryota; Metazoa; Arthropoda; Insecta; Hymenoptera; Formicidae. Gene Ontology annotation, molecular function: flavin adenine dinucleotide binding; NADP binding; N,N-dimethylaniline monooxygenase activity. The coding region runs from base 404 to 1687 and encodes 427 amino acids. The transcript has 7 exons.
CUACUUUAAAAAUAAUUAAUCAUCAGUACGAUGUACAAAUUUAAAUACUAAUUUUGAGAUGUAUUAUUUUUAAAUUGAACGAGAAUAUUUCAAUAUUCUCAUUCUCUCUGUUUUAUCUAUAGAGCUAUAGACGACCAAUCCUUCUAAUGUAUUAUAUAAUCGUAUCGCAUCGUACAUAUAGACUCUCAUUGUCAGUAUCGUUUACUCGCUAGAAACAUGCGCUGUAUAACCGACGAAUCGCGCAGUGAAAGUCAAAUCAAAAUCAUCUUUAUAUUUUUUGAUAUUAGUUCAUGUCUUCAAAUCUUUAAAAAAUAACACAAAUAUCUGCCGAAUCUUUCAUUCGGGACGUAGAAAAACAAAUGAUCAAAAUUUUCCAUUAAUCAUUAUAGAGUAAAACGUACAAAUGGCGCAUGAAGAAAAAAAAAUCAAGGUAUGUGUGAUCGGUGCUGGCGCAGCUGGUUUGUGCGCAGUCAGACAUUUGACGGAAAAUGCGAAAUUCGAAACAGCAAUCUAUGAGCAAACGAAUGAAAUAGGAGGUACAUGGGUUUACAAGGAGCAAACCGGUUUUGAUGAAAAUGGCUUACCGAUUCACUCCAGCAUGUACCAGAAUCUAAGAACAAAUUUACCUGCAAAAAUUAUGAAUUUUCCGGAUUAUAUUACAAUGGAAGCGCAAGAACCUUGCUAUGUGAGUCAUCAGGAGAUUUUAAAAUAUUUGAGAGACUAUGCCCAGCACUUUGACAUAUGUCGACAUAUUCACUUUAAUACAAGAGUUGAACACGUUCAACUUGAACUAUCCAAAUAUAAUAAUAAAGAAAAGUGGUCUGUGCAAGUGAAGAAAUUAAAGACAAACGAAACAGAACUCCAGUACUUUGAUGCAAUUAUGAUUUGUAACGGACACUAUUUCGAUCCUUAUAUACCGAAUAUACCCGGUAUCGAGAGUUUUCCGGGUUUAAUACUGCACAGUCAUGCAUAUAGAAAGCCGAAUAAAUUUGUCGGAAAAAAAGUAUUAGUAUUAGGUGCAGCUUCAUCUGGUAUUGAUAUAGCAAUCGAGUUAUCCGAUUACGCUGCUUGCGUGUACUUAAGCCACAAUCAUGAUAGAUUAUCAAGUCCUUUACCAUCAAAUAUGAUACAAGUAGCUGGUGUGCAAAGUAUACAUGAAACUACAUUCCAUCUCAGAGACGGGACCACUGUGAAUGAUAUUAACAUUCUUAUUUUUUGUACUGGAUAUAAAUACAACUUUCCUUUUUUGGACAAAAAUUGUGGUAUACGAAUUGACAAUAAUUAUGUAACGCCACUUUACAAACAUCUCAUCAGCAUCGAGCAUCCUUCGAUGUGCAUUGUCGGUAUACCUAUGGUCGUUGUGCCAUUCCCCAUGUUUCAUAUGCAGGUGCAAUAUUUCUUGGCUUUACUAGAAGGUCGAGUAACUUUACCUACAAAAUCUGUGAUGUUGGAAGAUUCGAUUUUAAUAACACCGAAAAAAAGACACGCGCAUAAACUGAUGGAUCGCCAAUGGGAUUACAAUGAUUCAUUGGCGAUCGCUGGUGGAUUCAAUCGGUUACCAUUAUUUUAUAAACUCGGUUAUAAUAUAUGGUCAGUUCAAAGAUCUGCGAAUCUUUUGCGUUAUAAAGAUUCUAAAUUCGUUUUUUCUGAAGAUGGACAAAGCGUCGAGUUAAUUAUACCGGCAUAAAAUUUUGUACAAUUUCAUUCCAUUCGCUUGCUGAUUAUCAUAUCAAAUUUUUUAAUAUCAUAGUGUAUUUUAACUGAUAUAAUUAUAAUUUAUAAUAUGUUGUCUCAAAACAUAUACAUUUACAUUAAUAAAUUUUUCAAGCAUCCAUUCAAAUUUUAUAUUUAAUCCAAUAUCGAAGAAAUAUGGCAUCAAUGUGCAUAUCAGGCGAAUAUAUUCCGCCGCAGUUUUUUUCUCUUUAACUUCUUUCAUCUUUUACAUUUUAAAUAUGUUAUAACUGUGGGUACAGAACAUCGAACUACAUCGCGGUAUUAUAUAAUCAUAUAUUUCAUAUAUGAAAUUGUUUAUUACAAAUCCUCUUCGGCUAUUUUCUAUCACUGUAAACAUAUAAUUUAUAAUUUUAUAUAAAAAAAAUUUUUCUUAUCUUAAAAAAUAUAUAAACAUGCAGCAAUCGAAAAAUUAUUUCACAGCAUUUAUAUGUAUAUAUGAUUUGUAGAUUACAAAAAAUUUCAAAAAUAUUUAUCAUUCAAGUAAUGAACUGAUAUAAGAUCUUUGUUAAAAAUAAAAUUUAAAUUGAGAAAGCUAUAUUAAGACACAUAUGUGGUAAAGCGUACAUUUCGA